Molecule: messenger RNA, 987 nt
Organism: Girardinichthys multiradiatus
Lineage: Eukaryota; Metazoa; Chordata; Actinopteri; Cyprinodontiformes; Goodeidae
Product: trace amine-associated receptor 13c-like
Exons: 1
Coding region: 1-987 (328 amino acids)
Biological process (GO): G protein-coupled receptor signaling pathway
Cellular component (GO): membrane
Molecular function (GO): trace-amine receptor activity
Source: RefSeq, a predicted model, not a curated record
AUGGACGGCAGUAAGAACUCCUCUCUGUGCUUUCCUAACCAUAACUCCUCCUGCAGGAGGCUGCUGCUGCCCCUCUCUGAGACCGUUCUGUUUCACACAUUGCUGACUCUCAUCUCCCUGCUCACUGUAAUGCUCAACCUGCUCGUCAUCAUCUCCAUCUCCCACUUCAGGCAGCUGCACAACCCAACCAACUCCCUGCUCCUGUCUCUGGCUGUGUCUGACCUGGCGGUGGGGCUGCUGGUGAUGCCCAUCGAGGGGCUGCGGUACUUGGAGACAUGCUGGCUGCUGGGGAGGCUGAUGUGUGCUCUGACUCCUUAUGUCUUUUACUGUCUGAUCUCUGCCUCUUUGGGCCACAUGGUGCUUAUAUCUGUAGAUCGCUAUGUGGCCAUCUGUGACCCACUCCUUUACCCCACGAGGAUCACAAUGAUUAAUGUGAAGAUCUGUGUUUCUCUCUGUUGGGUCUGUUCGCUGCUCUACAACGGAUUGAUCCUGAUGGAACAUUUAGGCCAGCCAGAUAGGUUCAGCACCUGUCACGGGGAGUGUGUUGUAAUCGUAAGCCGAGUUUCAGGAACUGUUGAUCUCUUUUUCACCUUCAUAGCACCAUGUACUGUGAUGGUUUAUCUUUAUUUCAGAGUGCUUCUGGCUGCUCUCUCCCAGGUGCGUCUCAUCCGUUCACAGACAGCGGCUACAGCUGUAAAAUCAGCUCAAGCUGUUACAAGAUCUGAGUGGAAGGCAGCCAGGAGCCUCGCCAUUGUAAUUGCUGUGUUUAUAAUGUGUUAUUCUCCUUAUUUUUAUCCUUCCUUGGAGGGAAAGGACACAUCCAGCAGCUUGUCCUACUUUUCUGCUCUGACUUGGAUUAUGUUGCUGAACUCUAGUAUGAAUCCUAUCAUUUAUGUUUUGUUCUACCCCUGGUUCAGAAAAGCUAUCAAACUUAUCCUAACCCUAAAAAUACUGCAGCCUGACUCCUGCGACAUGAAGAUGCUGUAG